Messenger RNA from Daldinia caldariorum, 2051 nucleotides. RefSeq lists its product as uncharacterized. The transcript has a single exon. Bases 510 to 1658 code for a protein of 382 amino acids. The record is from RefSeq and is a predicted model, not a curated record. NCBI's taxonomy places the organism in Eukaryota, Fungi, Ascomycota, Sordariomycetes, Xylariales, Hypoxylaceae.
CCAUUGUUAGCGCCAAGGAAACUGCUAAAACCUAAGUCAUACUAGCGCCGUACUUGCCCCUGCCUAGCCUGCCCGCCAAAAUUACCUAUUAUUCGUACAUUUAUUCGUACUUCGUACUCCUUAAAGUGUACCUAACACGGAACCCUGCUGUGUUACCUUUGACGAUUUCUUUGCUUCCAAACAUAUUUUAUUCUAAUCGUUCUUCGAUCUCUCGAACCUUUUGCUUUAAUAUAAUUACGCCGAGCCCGAUACCACAAAAAAAAAACAAAACGAAUCAAUAAGACCGUGCAAGUCAUUUUUCGGUCCUUCAUUUGGACUCCUUCGCGCAGUCGUACCUAAUUGUACUUGCAUUUCGAAAACGGCCGAUUUAUGUCUACCUAAUUACAGCCUUACACCUUACAUUACCGAACCGACCUUAACAACACCGUCCUCCAUUAGGUAGCUCGCGUUCGAAAACCCAAGCCGUGUAAAUCGUCGGUUUCUGGAACAACCAGAGGCAUCUCCUGAAGAUGCGACCAGAUUCAUCCAGAAUAUCUAAAGAUGGACAAGAAGACGCUGGCGAUCAGUUCACGAUAAUUUCGACAACGACGAACCCAACAAAUGAAUCCCUAAGUCAACGCGCGCCAAUCAUGUCGGCCCAGGGGCAAGGGGCGGUGGGCAGUACAAUUGCAUCAAGCGUCGCCGGUGUGAGCGUCCAGGCGCAAGAGUACGCCAAUGGAUACCACUUCCCGCCGAAAUACCCCAUCAAGGAACAGAUACGAAUGGGCUUGGUUUCAUUUUGGGAGUUCUACAACACUGGAUUCGGUUUCUUCCUUACAAUCUACUCCCUUAACGUCGUAGCUUGGGGCGGCAUGCUGUUCCUCCUACUAUGCAACGCCGCACCGGAGAUGUGUUGGGUGAAUGGCGAAUUUGACUGCGAUCAUAUCGACUCACCGCGCCGCAUAUGGAUCGAGACGGACUCGCAGAUCCUGAACGCGUUAUUCUGCGUGACAGGUUUUGGUUUGGCACCAUGGCGCUUUCGUGAUCUGUACUUCCUGUUGCGAUAUCGCCUUCUGGGCGAUCGCCAGGCUCUACGAAGGUUAGCGGGCGUCCAUCGCGGUUGGUUCCGCCUUCCUGGCUCUGAACAACUCCCCGCAGCUCUUGGACCCAAGAAUAUUGAGGAAUCCUUUGCCAAUUGCAACGCUGAUAGCAUUCCGCAUCCCCCAGAGACUAUAUCAGACGCACCGCCGACAGGCAUUCGGGCGCCCCCGACCAAGAUGUGGAAAUUGGAUUUCAUCAUCUACUUCAACGUUGCCAAUACAUUUCUGCAAUGCGUUCUGUCGGGAUUCAUGUGGGGCCUGAAUCGUUACGACCGACCUAGUUGGUCGACUGGUUUAUUCGUCUGCCUUGCAUGCAUAGUCUCCGCUGUUGCAGGCAUUAUGAUGGGAGUUGAAGGAAAGCACGUUAAGGCGAUUGAAGGGGUUCCUCUAACUAAGAGGGACAUGGAGCGCCUAGCUCGCGAUAAGGAGCUGGGCAUUCCUCACUACAACAACCUUGGCGACAAGAAUCCCGAGGAGGGGAAAGAGAAGGCGAAGAAGAAGAAGCAAGAGCAACGAUUUGGAAAAGCCGAGCAAUCUAGUCUCGUGACGGAUAAUGAAAGACAAGCAUUCUGCAAUUGAACAAGUCAUGGCGUUUCUAGCAGGUUUUUAUAGACAGCGGACUUGGUGUUUUUAUUGGCACAUACUUUCUGAAAAGAAUAAACCAUCUGGCGUUGCACAACGCAAGUAACUAUAUUUGCAAGCAUUCUGCUUUUUGCAACCAAUCGUACAAGACCACGAUAUUGUGGUCUUAAGAGGUACCUACUGUAUAUUUCUGUAUCAAGAUAUGUUGAAGUUGAAAUGUAAAGCUCUUAGGAAGAGUGAUCUCCUAAGGGUAUGAGGAUAUGUAUUAGUGUACACUAUUCCGAGACACACAUAGCAGGUGUAGUAGCAUUUGAGGCUAACACGAUUUGAGUGGAUGAAUAGAAACGAUGGCAAAGUGAGUUGAGUGUCCACGGGGUCCACGGGGUCCAU